UGCGAGGUCACCGUAUACCUGGGCUUAAACAUCCGAGGUUCAUGGAGCAUCACUGAGGUGUUUUUCGUCAUAUACUGAAAUGGACGAAGGCAGCGGCAUCAGGAUGAGGAGGGAGUCGCAGAACGUCUCCACGGGCCUCAGCGCCGACUGUCAGGCGAAAGACAAGAAGCCUGGGAAAGCUACUGUGCUUCAGAAAGAUGUCGGCUUGUUGAGUGCCAUCUGUCUGAUCGUGGGCACCAUGAUCGGCUCGGGCAUCUUCAUCUCCCCGAAGGCCGUUCUGCUUUACUCGGGAGCGGUUGGACCAUGCCUUGUCAUCUGGGCGGCCUGUGGGGUGUUAGCCACGAUGGGAGCACUGUGCUAUGCUGAGCUCGGCACCAUGAUCACCAAAUCUGGGGGAGAGUAUUCGUAUUUAUCGGAGGCUUUUGGCCCCCUCCUGGCCUACCUUUACUCCUGGACCACCAUCAUGGUGCUGAAGCCCUGCUCCUUCGCCAUUAUCACUCUGAGCUUCGCAGAAUACGCCGCCACUCCUUUCUACCCCGGCUGUGGUCCUCCUCUUGUGGUGACCAAGUGUCUGGCAGCAGCAGCUGUAUUUAUAAUCGUCAGUGUCAACUGUUUGAGUGUCAAACUGGCGAACUACGUGCAAAACUUCCUCACAGUCGCCAAACUUUUCAUCAUCCUCGUCAUCGUCGUAGGCGGCAUGGUAAUGCUGGCAAAAGGAAACACAGAGAAUCUGUCCAACGCAUUUGAUGGCAAAUCGGCGUCUAUUGGAGCGAUCGGACUCGCGUUUUAUAACGGGCUUUGGGCUUAUGAUGGAUGGAAUCAACUGAAUUUCAUAACAGAAGAGCUCAAACAACCAUCCAGGAACCUGCCACUGGCCAUCCUCAUCGGGAUCCCGCUGGUAUCCGUCUGCUACAUGUUGGUCAACGUGGCGUACUUCUCCGCGAUGACCGCCACUGAACUGCUGUUGUCUCCGGCUGUCGCCCUGACUUUUGGAGACAGAGUCCUGCACCCACUCUCUUGGAUCGUUCCUCUCUUUGUCGUUUUCUCUACAUUCGGCUCUGCCAAUGGAAGCUGCUUCACGGCCGGCAGACUGGCCUAUGUAUCUGGCAGAGAGGGUCACAUGGUUAAAAUAUUAUCCUAUAUUAGCCUGAAGCGCUACACUCCAGCCCCUGCUCUUAUGUUCAAUGGUCUUUUGGCUUUUUUCUACACUCUCCCAUCAGACAUCAACACCCUCAUUAACUACUUCAGCUUUGCUCAGUGGGUGUUUUACGGCCUGACGGCGCUGGCUCUCAUCGUCAUGCGCUUCACCCGGAAGGAGCUCCAUCGCCCUGUGAAGGUGCCGAUCGUCAUACCGGGCCUAAUCGUCCUGGUGUCCUGCUACUUAGUCCUGGCUCCCAUCAUUGAUAAGCCAGAACUGGAGUACCUUUACUGCACUAUCUUCAUCUUCAGUGGACUUCUCCUCUACUACCCUUUCGUACACCGGAAGGUCAACUGGGCGCGCAAACUGAUGAGGCCCAUCACCAUGCAUCUCCAGCUGCUGAUGGAAGUAGUUCCUCCUGAUAAAGAGCCCAAUGAGGGAGGAAAUGGAACUGACAACCAGGUCAGAUCAGAACCCCCACCUCCCAAUUCACUUCUAUUGAAUUCAGCUGCUUGUCAAAAGUAAAAAGGGGAUGCACGGUGUUUAUGUAAACCCAUACGUACGAGUGUAAUAUGAAAUCAUUUGUCGUGUGGGCUCAUGGACAAAACACAGGAUUCACAUCCUAGAGUCAAAGUGAUAUUAGAAUUCAUUUGGAUAUGCUCUUUAAAAAUAAAGGCGCAGAGGAGUUUGAGGGUUGGACCACUGCCUCACACCAAGAAAUAAAUCACUGACCAAAACACAACUUUACUAUGAAGAUAAUCAGCAUGCACAGGAAUCAUUCAGCAAAAGAUGUUAAACAUUUCUUAAUGAUGUGCAAUAAAGGUUUUACUGGGCCAAAGAGCACUUGAGGUAGAGCUGUUAGGAUUUAGACGUGCUUGAGCAAAGGGAAGGCAACACGAAGGCUCAGCAGAUCAGAAGAAGCUUUUAUUGAUGUUGCUCCUGCAUGUGGUUGUAAACUGAAACAUCAGUUUCUUUCAGGAUGUUUAUUUAAUAACGAUUUCACACUGCAAUAUACUGAACCAGUGCUGCAUUGUGUAAUCUAUGGUGGUUAUUAAAUGUAUCAAUCUUGUUGAAAGUGGACAUUGGGGAACUUUUUGUUGUUGUUGUGAUUCUAGCAAAUAUCCCCACUGGGUUUUCCAAUGUCCUUUGCAAAACGCACAUUAUUUCUAUUGUAGGUUAUAACCUCACGCACAACACAGCCACGUGUGGCUAGUGAUGUGUGACUAUGAAGUAUUAUGAGAUAUGUAUGUUUUAAACAUCAAAAACUGUCUCUAAAAAAUAUGUUGGACUCUUUUUCUGAUAGUCUAAUCAUAAUAAACUUCAACAA
Molecule: messenger RNA, 2465 nt
Organism: Pseudoliparis swirei
Lineage: Eukaryota; Metazoa; Chordata; Actinopteri; Perciformes; Liparidae
Gene: slc7a9
Product: solute carrier family 7 member 9
Exons: 13
Coding region: 80-1663 (527 amino acids)
Biological process (GO): amino acid transmembrane transport
Cellular component (GO): membrane
Molecular function (GO): L-amino acid transmembrane transporter activity
Source: RefSeq, a predicted model, not a curated record